Nannizzia gypsea CBS 118893 is the source of this 1338-nucleotide messenger RNA. Its product is annotated as pre-mRNA-splicing factor prp46. Lineage: Eukaryota; Fungi; Ascomycota; Eurotiomycetes; Onygenales; Arthrodermataceae. Gene Ontology annotation, molecular function: protein binding. Gene Ontology annotation, biological process: mRNA splicing, via spliceosome. The coding region runs from base 1 to 1338 and encodes 445 amino acids. Gene Ontology annotation, cellular component: precatalytic spliceosome; catalytic step 2 spliceosome; Prp19 complex. The record is from RefSeq and is a predicted model, not a curated record. The transcript has a single exon.
AUGGAGGUCGUUCAGGAUAACAUCUCAGCGAACGAGGCUGUUCGGAAAUCUGCCAAACGAACGCACGAACUAUUUGGCUCCGAUUAUCUCUUCCCCGUCACGUCCAUAUCCUCGGAAUCUAUUGGAGUCUCAUACCGGCGGAAAAAAGAAUACGGAGAUGUGCAGACGUUACCUCCAUCUCUAGCAGAGAAGCAGGCAAAAGCAGCUACAGCACGAGGGAAACGCACUAAAAUAAAACCAGAACCAGGCACCUCAACCGCGCUGGUGAAAAGUUCUGCUCCAGCUAGUGCGCAGUCAAGCGGAGAUGGUGCCCCUACGAGUCUCAUAAAACGACUGGAUAUCUCCCAGCAACCGAAGCCGGACUGGCACGCGCCAUGGAAAUUGAUGCGAGUAAUUUCGGGCCAUCUGGGAUGGGUUCGAAGCCUGGCAGUAGAACCCAACAACCAGUGGUUUGCCAGUGGUGCAGGAGACCGGACCAUUAAAAUCUGGGAUUUGGCUACAGGUACCUUGAGACUCACUUUGACCGGUCAUAUAUCUACAGUCAGAGGCCUGGCAGUUUCUCCAAGGCACCCAUAUCUAUUUUCCUGCGGAGAAGACAAGAUGGUCAAGUGCUGGGACCUCGAAACGAAUAAGGUUAUUCGACACUACCAUGGGCAUCUCAGUGGCGUUUACACUCUUUCCUUACAUCCUACAUUAGAUGUACUGGUAACGGGAGGUAGAGACGGUGUUGCGCGUGUUUGGGAUAUGCGUACUCGAAGCAACAUUCACGUCCUCAGCGGCCACAAAGGCACAGUCUCAGAUGUGAAGUGUCAAGAAGCAGACCCGCAAGUUAUUUCCUCCUCCCUUGAUGCAACAGUACGAUUAUGGGAUCUGGCCGCUGGUAAGACCAUGGGUGUCUUAACACAUCACAAGAAAGGUGUUAGAGCACUCACUACACAUCCAAAGGAGUUUACGUUUGCCAGUGCUAGUGCUGGGAGCAUAAAGCAAUGGAAAUGCCCUGAGGGCGCAUUUAUGCAGAACUUUGAAGGCCAGAAUGCUAUCAUUAACACACUUGCUGUAAAUGAGGACAACGUUCUUUUCUCCGGCGGCGAUAACGGUUCCAUGUCUUUCUGGGACUGGAAGUCAGGUUAUCGAUUCCAAUCUCUAGACACAAUCGCCCAGCCUGGUUCUCUAGAUGCUGAAGCCGGCGUUAUGGCUUCUACGUUCGACAAGACAGGCCUGAGAUUGAUUUGCGGAGAGGCAGAUAAGACCAUCAAGAUCUGGAAACCUGAUGAUGAAGCUACCCCUGAGACACACCCCCUGGAUUGGAAACCAACCCUCGGCAGAAAAAGAUAUUAG